Messenger RNA from Tigriopus californicus, 11693 nucleotides. RefSeq lists its product as uncharacterized. Bases 363 to 11078 code for a protein of 3571 amino acids. Lineage: Eukaryota; Metazoa; Arthropoda; Copepoda; Harpacticoida; Harpacticidae. The record is from RefSeq and is a predicted model, not a curated record. The transcript is spliced from 49 exons.
CGAUCUUUCAGCAUUUUCAAGUCAGACUUGUGCUUUUUUGAACUAGCAUUCCAGAUCAACUCUACAUUCAAGGACUAGCUCAGUCUGAUAAUCCAAAACCGUUGGUCGAUCAGAAAUCAUACGGAUGUAAAAUAAAGUAAGGUAGAUACAUGUUUCGUCUUAAGGUGUUGGUCAUUCCAGUCUCAGUAGUGGUUAGGAAAAAAUGUUGAUAAUCAUGAAGUUAAGUGAUAGAGGAAGGAGGAAAAUUUUAAACUCCAAAGAUGCACGCCCAUUGCUCCUGAGAUCAAUCCCAACAACGCGUGUCCUUGCCUUCUUCCUGCGCCCCUCACCCUCUUCUUAGCCUAAAGCUCAAGUUCAACUUGAUGGUGGGUUCGCUCUGUAUUUUUACCAUUUCCCUAGCGAUUCAAAGAACAGCCCCUAAUGGGAGUGCUAUAUACUUUUGGUGUGUAAAUGGCGAUUGUGAUCCGUCUGUGGCAACAAAACCCUUGGAUAUUCCCGGCAUGAAUACCUCAAUACCCCCUUCAGUUGAAGGAACAGCUUAUUUCAAACCAGGAUUGGUAUUGUACGGUCCUCGAACCCAUGCGCCAGCCUUUAACGCUUUAUGUUAUACUAAACCAGACUCUCAAGGAGUAACAGAGGUUGAACUAAAAUAUGCCUCAAAUGAAGCAACGGAAGGCAUUGCAUCCAGGGCGAGUUAUUAUCCUUUGGAGUUGGGCAUCAAUGUUGGACAAACUGACUAUUUUCUUGCGACAAUUCGACCCUUCAUGAUGAUUACCACACUGCUGCGGAACGUAAUAAGACUUCCCCGAUUGCCCAAAUUGAAGCGUGCGUUGAUCUCCUUUCGUCAUAUUUGUGGAACAGACACCAAUGGACCUUAUUUUUCCAACCUUGUUGUUUGCCAAUUGAGAUUGCAAUUGGCCAAAGCUGAUCACCCUGACGGAUUCGAGCACGACGUCGCCUUCGUUCCCGAUUCCGAGCUCCUUAACGACGGAAGCGUGAGAUUAGUUUCGAAUUGGAAAUCGGCGAUUUUUUCCAUACCACCUACUUUGAACACCAACCACAGGGCUCAAGUUCUAGCCAACUAUGGCUCAUACGUUGGAUUUGCUGCUUUGGAUGAUAUAAAAAUCACAACACGAGAAAUGUGUUCGCCAAUGUGGGUCAAGUUUCCUGGGUUCGGUUUUCAAUCGGACAUCUUAUCGAAGGUGGACACGUCAUUGGAUGAUUUUGAAAUGACCGGAAUAGACGCCCAGAUGUUACUCGAGAAAUAUGCAAUGAUUAGCUCAACGGCCACAUUGGAAGCCUGCACACGCCGUUGUUACUUUGGAUCAGGUUGCGAUAUGGUUGAAAUCGACCCUAUCACUUUAACUUGUCGGUUUUAUCCCCACUUGGGAUUGAAAAAUGAACCGUGGUUCACCAUAGUACAGGAUAAUGCCCCCACAGACUUGUACGUCCUGCAAUGUUCCACCUCCCAAGAAAACAUUCUUUAUAACAAUGAUUUCUGGACCACAAUAAAUGCUCCCUGGCAAGUCGACCACAAUUGUAGCAAAGCUGAGCUCGGUCUUAAUUCUGCACUAAAUGAGGAGAUUGGAUCUCAAACAUCGAAUGCAAUGGGAACAUGGGAUUUCGAGUGCAAUACCAACCAAGGCUUUGAAGUGAGAGCUACUCUUGACUUGGAUCUUUUUCCAUUGGGCAUCGACCAAGCCUACUUGAACUCGGUAAACAUGGCUGGCUUGGUGGUGGGAUGGGCUCAAGGCCUCAGUAAUCCCAUCAAUGUUAAUCAAGGGUUCGAGUACAAGUUAGACAUUGAAGACGGAAACCCGAUUGUCAUCAACCAAAUGGAGUCCACCACCCAAUGGCCCCUGAGUAAAUCUUUGAACAGCGUUUCGAAUCAGCUGUCGAAGACCGUCUCCUUUGGCUAUCUAUCUCAAUACCCGGCUCAACAAAGCCGAGUGGUUCCAAUCAACUUCUUGGUGGAUAUGCCAUUCGGUCUUGGUUGUUUUGGCAUGACUCAAGAGGCCCUAUCCACCUUUGGGGCUCCCAUUCUAGCUCCCGACAUGACUCCCGUCCAAUGUUUAACCACGUGUGCGACCACAUUUCCUUCUCCACAGAAGCGAUUUUCAGGACUGAGCAAUGCCAACGAAUGUCGUUGCUUUGAAGAGCUUCCGAACCCAGAUUUGACUUUGUUGCCGGAUUUGGCCUGUUCGACCCCUUGCACGGGAGAUGAUCAUCAAUUUUGUGGAGGAAAUACGACAAACGUGUUGAACUUUUUCGUGGCAAGAUGUCCGGAAAACCAACAGAGGUUUGGUGAUUACUGUUAUGUGCAAAAUGACCAGGAUCUUUCCAUUGAAGAGAACGCGGAUUUUUGCUCUGAGCAGGAGAUGCAUUUGUUCUGGCCCAACUCCAUUGCUGAGAUUUUGUUCUUAAGCGAGAUCAUGCCCAAAGCUCAACGUCACUUGGGUUUCAUGUAUGUUUUGGACAAUGACGGUAUUGUGGCAGUCGAUGGAUCCAUUCUGGUUGGAAAUGGAGCAACGCAUUUGCCAUUGGACGGUAGUCCAAUCAUAUCCCCAUCGGAUGAUUAUCAAAUGACCAACAAUUCUUGCCACAUUUUGGACCUGGAUAACAGGGUCAGGUCGUUGAGUCCCUGCACUUUGCUAACAGGGGCGCUUUGCAAAGCCAAAAUAGCCAAAGGAGCCGGAUCUGAAUAUUUAGGAUCCAUCAUCCAUGUUGAGGUUUAUUCUCCGAUUCAGACGGCUCCUCAAGAAUCGUUUGGCAUAGGUUUGCCCAUCAGAGUUGAGCUUCAGGAGAGCGCUUACAUUCAAAAUAAAUGGAUUGACUUGAAGUUCCCUCACAAGAUUGUCUUAAGGGCCUUACAGAUCGAAACGCUCAAGGCAAAAUUCUUGAAAUCAUUUCAUUUGAAAGUGGCUGAAGCAAGUUUCGCCCAGUCCACCGAAUUUACAUAUAUCGAGUUCAAAACAGGAAAACCCGUGCUCUUUCAUGUGUUUCAUACCUCUUUUGAGAACAUGAACAACGUUAUGCAGCGCACUAUUCAUCUUGUAAGACCAAGAAUGACUCGGCAUAUUCAGUUAGAACUUGUGGAGUCAGCGUUGGAAGUUGCAAUAAAUUUGGAUAUCAUUGGGAUGCCGGCCAAGAAAGCUUACGCAGCCAACAAGUAUCUUGAACAGGACCACGAAUUCCAGAGGAUUGUUCCAGGAAUAGAUCUAAACCAACCAGGCUACGAUAUAAAUCCCAAUACUCCUCUGUAUCCAAACGGUCGGCUUUUUUAUAGGGGUUGGAUCAAUGACAUGUCGCUAAGCAAAGACAUAUUGCGAUUAGAAUUCUUGACACCGACAACCAAAUACUUCAACGUGUUGGUAUCUGCGGAAGACUCGGUCUACACCCUCCUGAUUACCAGCAAUUUGAUCACCAACCCGCCCAGCGGUUCCAUAGAGUGGCAAAAUUAUCGUCCUUCCCAAACCCUGACAUUGGAAAUUGAGGUCCAAUUUUCGCCGGAUAGCUUGGACCUGUUCUUCAAGGGCGAUCUGAUCGAUACGUUUCUGUUUAACUCUGACUUCUUGAACGAGCCUAUAUUCUCACGCAUGACUCAAGAAACUAACGCAACCACGUCGAGGAUUCAAUUCACCUCCAUUUUGCAAUACGGAGCUUUUGACGAAUUCAAGAUGAGGACCAAUGUGGACUUCCCAUCCGUUUUUGACCCACCAACCUUGACACCCUUAGAUGUUGUUGUCGAUAAGGACGAAGGGCUAUUAUUUCAAAUAUUUGGCGAUCCAAGUAGUAAAAAUUUUGGUUACAUCCCAUUUGAGUUUAAACAAAAUUGCUUUGAAACUCCAAAUGGGAAUGUAAAGUGCGUCCCAGGGUCUGGAAUCAUGUCCACUCAAUCCUUUGGAGGAUCGCCCGGGGUCAACAAUCCAACAGUAUGUCCAACUGGUUACGACCAUCUAGGCAAAAUCUGCAUGAAAACGUACACUACUCUACCCACCCACAACCAUGGAGAUGCCCAAUCAUAUUGUUCUCCUGACCAUAUUUAUGUUCCCAUGGAUCAAGACCAUAACCGAUUAUUCAGAGCAGUCAUGAAAUCGAUGGAAGCAACUUUGCCAGUCCCAGAAAUUUGGAUCGGUGUGACCAGGUUUGCAAAUGGCUCCUGGAUUACAGAAGAAGGCAUUGAGUUGUCGCCUUCAAUCUCUGAUUGGGCUCCUGGUUAUCCGAAUGAGUUGGACAGUCAAGCUAAUUGCGUCAUGGCCUCCAACGUCCAUGGAUUUAAAUGGAUCAAUGGGGCAUGCAAUCAACUCAAGACCGUUUAUUGCUCUUAUGCUGAGAAACUCCCAUAUUGUCCAAGAAGUUACGAAUGGUUUCCUGAAAUCCCGGAUUCCUGUUUCCGAAUCAGCUCGGCGGCAAACCAUUUGAUCGCGACCAAUUCUUAUUCAAGCUCAAUCCACAUCGCUGAAGAUAUGUGCCAAAUGGAACAUACCCGACUUUACGUCGUCGAGACUUUAGAACAAGGCAGAGCUUUGGCUCUCUGGGUAGCGAACUCGCCUCGUGUGUCGUCUAUAUACAGCACCAUCUGGUCUGGCAUGCAUGAAGCAGAAUUAGGAGCGUAUAUUUUUGCCGAUCAAUAUGAGCCAUCCACAUCUUUAUCCGAAGAUCCGGCGUUUUUUGCCGAAGGUGGAGCUGAUCGCUCUUGUUUGCGGAUGAUCGUUUCGUCAGGUGAUCCGUCACAAAUUGGUCGGGUUCAUACCCAAGAAUGUGCCUCAAUCAGCAACCACAUGUUUUAUGGCGUUUGUCAAUACACGCAAUGCAUUGCUCAAAGCAGGGAUCUAUGCCAAUUUCCAUUCAGGUACCAGAACCGAAUGUACGAUUCUUGCAUAACAUUGGGAUCGUUGGACGGAUCUCCCUGGUGUAGUGGUUCUACAGAUACACAGUUCAAUCAUCUCCCUGGAUCUGAACUUCAGUGCCCUGAAACAUGCAAGGUCAAUCAUUGUCCUAUUGGGUACAGAAGAAUGUACAAGGAUCAAUCUUGUUACAAGCUUUCCCCACCCUAUCCAUCCAAAACCAAGUCCAGUGUGGAUGAAGCUCAGGCGGAGUGUAACAAGGACGGUGCCAAACUCUUGGAACCUCGGUCAGAAGAUUUUUGGACACAUUUCCUGAAACUGGAAUCCCACUCCUUCUUAACGGGUCAACAUUUCAAGCAUAAUGCCGAGACAUCCUUUGUAGCCCUGGGCCUGUUUAUUGAUUUCUCGACUGGAACGCCGGUGGUUCAAUAUGCCGAUGGAACUGUCCCAUAUGAGCCGUUAGAAGGAACAGACAUUCCAUGGCGUACUGGAUUUCCGGAGAAUGAUCCGAGCAAGGCUUGUGUGGCCUUGAUGAGCCCGGAUGGUAAAUUGAUCAAUACCCCUUGCCAAGGUUACUCUGACGGAGACAUAACAGGACAUGGAACAUUGGGGUACCUAUGCGAAGCUAGGCCAACGGAAGCCACCAAUGAGGCUGGAGAUGCGAAGGUCUGCCACUUUCCAUUUGCUUUCGAUGGCGUUGUUUACCAUGGUUGUAUUGGUCCUGAUGUGGCCGCUCCUGAUGGCGUUGAACAACCUUGGUGUGCCACGGAGGUGGAUGGUAGUGGGGUCCUGAAACCUGGUAUGUGGGCUUUUUGCUCGGAUGAACGUUCCAUCGCGUACUCGGGUUUUGAGGGACAAUAUUGCUCAGUUCCAUUUCUGAUGAACAAACGAUUUUACGAUACUUGUACGAGGCAAACUCCCGAUGCCUUCAACGUUAUGCAAUAUCAUUGGUGUGCCAACAAAUUAAAUACAUCCCUGGAGAUUCCCUACGAAAGUGGUCUCAAGGGCAAAUGCUCGGGUUUCUUAAUCCCUGAAGAUUCCGGGUGCCCAGAUCAUUAUGACAUGGUCGGUGGCAAUUGUGUUCGCAUAUCCACAUAUCCUGUCACAUUUGACGAGGCGCAUUCAGCAUGCCUUGCGGAUGGGGGCGAAUUGCUGACAAUCCUACAAGAUCAAAUGACUCAAGACAUUCAAGCCCUUCUAGAGCAAAAGCGAAAGGAGUUCGAGCAUUAUUCAACAACGGAAUUCUUUUGGGUGGGAGCUGAAUAUCAAAAUGGUUGGAACUGGAUGGACAGCCGGUCCAAUGGUCUUCAGCCAUUUGAUGCUUAUACAAAUUGGGAGUCAAACACCCCAGAUUUGGGUUGUCCAAUUGGAUUGGGAUGCUCCACUGACACAAGACUAGUGGUCCAAGCAGCCUCUGGAUAUACUUGGAAAGCAGCUCAAAAGGACGAGCUGAUGGGCUAUAUUUGCCAAUCAAUUUGUCCUUCACCUUUUCGAUGGAGUGGAAGAUUAGGGUCGUGCAUCAAUGCGGUGACAACGAAAAGAACCGUACCUGAAGCCAUUGUAGAUUGUGCACGGAGCAACGCUACCCUGUUCCCUUUCCGCAAUUGCAACGAUUUAGAUAAUUUGCGUUUGAGCUUGCUUGAAAUUGGUGCUCCUGUUGAUUCUGACUAUACUAUAGGCGGUUUCUAUGGCAUUACUCAAACUUGGAAUUCCAAAGGCCCAGUUGACGCCGAGAUUCAAGACAGUAUGGGACACUCGCUCGAAGGAGUGUUAUUCGAUGUCAACCAAGGACUCUGUUUGGUUCAACAUGGGACACUUCCUUUUGGAAUGCAAGGCCCCAUGGCCUUUGGUGUGUUUUUGGAUGCGUCUCAGAUGUUCACCUACCAUCACUCCCUGAGCAAAAUCGCGACGAGACUCCACAAAUCCGGUUAUGUGUGCAAGAUUGAUGAAGAUUUCGCUUGCCCUCAGGGCUAUUAUAAAUACGUGGAUUCGUGUUUCAAAUUCGUUCACGAUUCCAAAUUGAGCAUGGUGGAUGCAAGUAUCUCCUGCCAAGAAAAUUAUGAAGCCACUUUGGCCAAUAUUUCUCAAAAUCUGGAGGCUCAAGUACUUGCCGAGUUCAUCAAAGAAGAGGAACCACGUGGAAAUACAACUCAAUAUUGGCUGGGAACAAGACUAGAGCGAGACUCCAUCACCGACCCUUUCGAAGUGUUCUCUGAUCCUCUCUUAAAAUGCAAUUGUGCAUCAAGCGUCAACUUCUUCAAACACGGGAACAAAUGCUUUUAUAAAGAGUGGACCCCUAUGGGAUUUGAAGAAGCUAAAACCUCGUGUGAGAGCCAUGGUGGGACAUUAGCGACUGGAUUGGACCAAGAUUCUUUAGAUCAAAUCUUUCAAUACGAAGAAACCAACCCUCACGUGAAUGGAAUGUGGGUGGGGGCAGCUACACCCGUUUACCCUGGCUUCCAAUGCAGUGAAAGUGGGCCAACAUUUUGCCAAUACCAUUGGACAGAUCCGGCCAAUACUCCCAUCGAUCCUGUCCAGUUCUCCUUUUUACAAAGUGAUAAAAACAGCACUUGCAUCCGGAUCACCAAUAACGGUCUCUCCGAUGAGUUUUGCAACACAAAACUUGAGUCCUUGUGUGCACGUGACUCUUGCUUACCGGAGCCGGAGCCUAACUUUGCCAAAAUGAGAUGUGCCAUCAUGGAGCGUUUUGGUCCAAUCCAUCGUAUUUUGCCUAGCCAAUGUUUGGACCAAAUUGGAUAUGUGUGUCGAAAAGAUCAAAUUGGAUCGGCAUUUUCCAAAAAAACACCUGUUGAGAGCCAACUGAUUUUGCCGCUUGCCAAAGGAUUUGGGCUUCAAGAUCAAUCGGGUCAAAAUACCAUCGUGUCUGGCACGAAGGUAGGAUUCUCGUCUCAAUGGGUAAAAACACAUCACCUAGGAGCGGCCUUAUUCGGAGGCCAAACUCACUUGGACAUGGCCACAGGGCUAACAGGUGGAACAGGGUUUACCAUCUUUUUCACCAUUUCGAUUUGGGAUAACACUGCCACAGCCACCAUCAUGGACUUUCGCCCCUCGUAUGACCUUGAUCAAGGUCUGUUGAUAGAAUGGAGAGAUGGCUCACCCGUUUUCAUUUUACGAAACAACGUGGGACCCAAAGAGUUUCGUGUCAUAGAUUCGUCCAAGUUGACCGACCUGAACACCUUUGCCACUUUUGGUAUCACUUUUGAUGUACUGACCAACCGCGGAACAAUCUUUAGAGACAACGUUUUUGGCUUUCAAAACGAUACUGAUCAGUUCGCGAAUGAAUACUUUGAUUUUGAUCCUGAAAAUUGGUUCCAAACCGCGUUGCUCCAUGGUGGCCGAAUAGGAGCUAGCCGCAUUGAUCCAACUCUUAACCCUCUUCAUGGGGCAUUAAGCUGUAUCCAAAUCUACAAUCAUGGAAUGACUCCGGGACAAAUCUUGGAAAAAGACACUUGUGGGAACGAAUUCUAUCCAAUUUGUCCUACAGGACAGUUCCAGUGGAACGACAAUUGUUUCAAGGUCUCCAUCAUACCAGCUACCUUUGCACGUGCGGAGGCGAACUGCAUGGCCAUGGGAAGCAAUGGUUACAAAUCCGAGCUGAUCCACAUGAUUGAAGCUGAUCUGUUGGACCACUUGUCACGAGUGGUUCAACAAAGCACAGGCCAAUCUGCCUUUUGGGUGGGAUUGGAACAACGCUCGGGAUUAGGUUAUUUUGAAUCCACAGAUGGGACCACUCGAUAUAACUCCACCGAUGAUAUUUGGGUGGAACCUGGGUCUCCAUAUACCUCACAACAAUGCGCUAGGGUUCCAGGACUAAAUGGAGGUUACUUGGAAACGAAAUCUUGUGACGCGGAGAACCAUUACGUUUGUCAACGGAAAGGACUAAAUCAAAGGCCUGAUGAUCCAUGUCCCAUGGGAUUUGCAUUUUACAGAGGAACUUGUCUCCUUCCGUCCAAAGAAGCAGCUGUAUUCGAAGACGCUCAAGAGUAUUGCGCGUCUCAAGGUGCCAAAGUCCAUGCUAGCAAAACAAAUUCCCAAUUCGAAUUCAUCAAAGAAUAUGCAGGCACUGAGAUUGGGAGAGAUAUUUGGAUGGGUGUUCAAAAGGGUCUCAAAGAGCAUUUUAUUGAUCCAAGUAUGGAUGAGCCUUUGAGAUUGACAGACGGCGAUGGCAAAUUCUAUUCAGACGGAACCCCUUUUGAAGAUCAGACAGAUUUUAGUUUCAAAAUGACCUCUUCAUCGGGUCAUUGGGAUGGUCCAUGUGUAUAUUUGCGGACAUCCGUCGGUUAUCGAGCCCGAAAUGCAUUGUGCUCCCGAGAAUAUGCCUUCAUUUGCGAAUGGAAAGAACCUACUUGUCCGGUGAACUACCGCAUUUCUCCGGAAUUGGGACCGAGAAGCUGCUAUCGUACUAUAACCUCACCAGGACCCUUUACGGCAAAUGCGUGUGAAGAUCCUGCCGAUGAGCUCAGACAUUUAGCUUGGCCUGAGUCCUUGAAGGCACUUGAGAAGUUCAGAGAACUAACUGAAACGGUAACGGGUUCUAUCUGGAUAGGAGGAGAAUUUUUCCCUAAUCAAACUUGGAUCAAUGGUCGUGGGGAGACAAUUGAAAUCCCUGGUGAUUACAAAGACAUGAGUCUUCUAGGAAAUUGGUAUCAACCGCCACUUUCCGACUCGGUCUCAUCAGGUUGUUUGAAAAUGAAUGCCAAUGGACUCCUCCGUAACUCCUAUGACAAUGCAUGCCAAAAUGCGAGUCAUCCAUACGCUUGCGAGUACAAAGCUUGUUUCACGGUACAAGGCAAACAAUGCGUAUUCCCUUUUCCAUACAGGAACGUGUCCACAACAGGAAUCGUGACUGAACUGCAGUACACAAAAUGUUCCACUUUAGACGUGUAUUCUCCAUGGUGUGCCACAGAGUUGGAUGUCGAUGGCAAUAUUGUUGAUUGGGAUUUUUGCGUACAAGAUUGUCCAUCCGAGAUCGUCGAGGUUGCGUGUCUAAGUGAACCCGAAUUCCCAGCCUUGGUCAAUUUAUGGGAUGGGUCGGACUUUGUCAACUUUACAGCAAAUUAUGAGCAAGGGUCAGGAAUGGUGACCAAGGAGUUGGAUUUUGUAUCAUUCAAUUGCCCUCAAGGAUACGUUUUUGAGGGAUCCAACAACGUCACUCAUUAUGCCUUGUGCCAUAAUUGGGAGUACCACUACCUUUUUGAUCGUAAUGCACGAUGCCAACGUGUGACAUGUGCAUGCCCACCGAGGUUUUCACGAGAUUCUGUGGUUUAUGGCACCACUGAUUGGGGCAACCAAAUCUACACUUGCCAAAGGAAUGAGAGCUUCCCCUUGAAUGCCAGCAUCACGUACUCUUGUCCUGAGGGUUAUGUGUUCGAAACUCCGGAGUUUCUAGCCUUUGGUGAUGAAAAGGAUGAGCUUUUUGUGAUUUGUGAAACAUAUGCAGAUUGGAAUAUUACCCAUGACCCUAAAUGCAUUCCCAUCAAUUGCACUGAUAGCCCACCCAUUGUGCCCAAUGAUCCCAAGGGAGUAUUCGAUUGGGACUUUGCCAACAAAAGCUACUUGCAUCAAAUCAAUUACAGGUGCCCUCUCUCAUUUUGGGGCUACCCAAGCACAGGAGCGCACUCGGAAACCAUCUAUUGCAUGUCCAAUAAACGUUGGAGCAUUCCAACCAUCGAGGACUGUCAACAGCUUCCUUGCAAAUAUGCCCCACCCAAAGUCCCCGAGGGUGGAUGGUUCUGGUUUGACAUGGAUCGAACCAAAUACAAGUGUCCUCAUGGAUAUGAAUUCGAAGAUGGAUCUUUUCCCUUUGUCGAGUCAGAAUGUGCAGCUAAUAGGUUGUGGAGCCCACAAAGCAUCAAAAACUGCACGACUCGGAAAUGUCAAAGCCCGCCAGCCUUGCCAUACAUGUGGAUGGACAUGGACUGGCCUCAUAGAAGUUCAAAGCUCGGAGUACGAGCCACUUACAGAUGCCCUUAUAAAAAAGAGACACCAGAUGGCGAAUCCCGACAGUAUUCCACUUGCAUGUGGGACAAGGACAGUGAUAAUAUGAUGUGGUACCCCAUUGAGAUUCAGCGUUGUUCGCGUAAGUCAACAAAUUGGUUACAAAUGGAACCAAUUGAGGAUCCAUUUGAAUCAUAUUUUCUAAUCUCAAUUGCUUGUUUUUUCUUCUGGGUUGGUCCGAGACAUCAUUCAUUGGUUUGUACGAGUAAGUAAUGCUAGGUGCCUCAUUUAGAACCCAAGGCAUUCAAGACAGACUCUCUUCCAACUGAUCCCCAUUCACCAAUACAUUAUUUAGGAGUUGAUGCAGUGUGUUGCUUUCUCGUGUCCAAUCAUUUCCUUCAGCUUUUGAUGGCUUCGCGGCUCUUUGUGUUUUCGUGCUUGGGUAGAUAUAAUUGGUCUUCGCUAAGAUUUAUGAAGCCGGCUUGGGAACGUUAUUGUGACAUGCAAUCACUGAAUCAUGUCUCUAUUUUUCAAGAAAGUCAGUUUGGUCGUGUGUUUAUUCCUCUCCACCCAACAUUAAGGUCUCCAUGGAGUUGAGAAGUCAAUGAUCAAUCCAAUGGCGACAAACACCAUCAGAAAUCCCUCCUCGACAUUGGACUAUCUGUUCUGUUUGGUGAGCAGAGGGUUGGUUUCUGAAGCCUUUCGGACCUUUAUUGAACCCAAAGCCUUCUUUUGGAACUUAUGUUAAAUGUUAGGUUAUAUGUUUAUGUCAAUAAACGUCUUGUUCAAUUAAUUUGCGUGUUUCACAAUUUGAUCUUGAUAGGUCAAUUGGUCAAGCUAACGAACAUUUCUACAUUUCUGCUUAUUCUGCCCAUCUACAUCAAUCUC